AUGCGCGCUUCUUCUCUCAUUCCAGUGCUUUCGAUAAGCCUUGUGUUGAAUAUUGUAGGUGUGAUCGCGACACCAUUGUCACUGGAGGAGAACGAACUCGAAAAGCGAUGCGCAAACUCAUGUGGCUACAACGGUUGGCUGUGCUGCUCCUCCAGCCAGACUUGCAGUGAAAACAGCGCCGGUGAAGCAGUUUGCUUAGACUCGACCGACGGCUGGGAAUACUACACAACAACCUAUGUGGUGACUGAAGCCGAAACCGUGACGGUCACUUCGGUCUGGAGUAGUCAAGUCACAACAGCGGCAGCCACCACCACCACAAUGACCUGCAGACUCAACCUCGGUGAAUCAACGUGCGGCACAACCUGCUGUGACGCAGCGCAAGAGUGUCAGGAUGGGGUAUGUGUCGCGGAGAGCUCCUCGGCUGCGAUCACGGGCGAGGCUACUCCCGGUGUACGACAGACAAGUAACGGCGCUUCUACUGCAACUGCAACUGCUGCAGCUACUACUACCGAGGCAUUCAUCGCUCCGGUUGGAACAGACGGUGCCGAGCUAAUCGGAGCCAAAGCAGCCACACACAGUGGUCUGAGCGGCGGUGCCAUUGCAGGAAUUGUUAUCGGUGUCAUUGCAGGUGUCAUCUUGCUGCUACUUCUCUGUGGCUGCUUGUGUUUCAGAGGUGCUUUGUUAGGUCUUCUUGCUGCACUGGGUCUUCGCAGUCGCCGCCGAACGGAGGAGACAGUUGUCGAAGAACGCUACUCUCGUCACUCAUCAGCCGGUACUCGCCCUCGACCUCGCCCUGCAGGCCGCACUUGGUUCGGUACGAGGCCAUCAGGAACUGUCAGCGAGAUUAGCGAGAAGAAGAAGAAAUCAGGUGGCGGUUUAGCAACCGUAGCUAUUGUCUUAGGUGCUCUGGCUCUAUGUCUAGGAUUGAGGAGACACAAUAAAGAAGAGCACCACGAAGACGACAGGACCGAUUACACGUAUCCAAGUUCGUACUACUACUAUUCAGAAUACACAGCCAGUGAGUACUCCCAUCAAACACUCGAUAAAACAAACCCAAUCCUGACUUUUACAUCUAGGUAG
Messenger RNA from Penicillium taxi, 1080 nucleotides. RefSeq lists its product as uncharacterized. The transcript has a single exon. Lineage: Eukaryota; Fungi; Ascomycota; Eurotiomycetes; Eurotiales; Aspergillaceae. The record is from RefSeq and is a predicted model, not a curated record. The coding region runs from base 1 to 1080 and encodes 359 amino acids.